This is a messenger RNA of Lycium ferocissimum, 2184 nucleotides long. Its product is annotated as terpineol synthase, chloroplastic-like. Gene Ontology annotation, molecular function: terpene synthase activity; magnesium ion binding. Gene Ontology annotation, biological process: diterpenoid biosynthetic process. NCBI's taxonomy places the organism in Eukaryota, Viridiplantae, Streptophyta, Magnoliopsida, Solanales, Solanaceae. The transcript is spliced from 7 exons. The record is from RefSeq and is a predicted model, not a curated record. Bases 87 to 1865 code for a protein of 592 amino acids.
UAGAGUUUAUCAAUAUAAUAUUUUCCUUCAAUACGCUUAUAAAAACUCGAAUGCCUCUCACACAUGGCAAGUCGACAUAACUGGACAUGGCAAUGGCCACAAUCAUCUCUGCAUCAAUUAUUACCAAACCAAAUUUUAUUUGGACAUUACAAGUUCCAAAAUCCGGCAUUUCUAAUGCUCAAGCUGGCCCCAGUAUUCGACGAUCUGGAAAUUAUCAGCCUUCUAUUUGGGACUAUACUCAUAUUCAAUCAUUGAAGAAUCAAUAUUCAAGUGAGAAUUUCAUCAGACGCCGCGAUGAACUGAAAAUGGAAGUCAAGAUUAUGCUUAAUGAUCGUAACAUGAAGCCAUUGGACCAGUUGGAGAUUAUCGAUAAUUUGCAAAGGCUUGGAUUAUCUUAUCACUUUGAAGAUGAAAUAUACAGCAUUAUGAAUAUAAUAUAUGGCAAAAAUAGCGAAAAAUUGAGCAAAAGAGAUCACUUGUAUGCUAAAGCUCUUGAAUUUAGACUCUUGAGACAACAUGGAUUUAACAUUUCACAAGAAAUAUUUGAUGGUUUGUAUGACAAUAUGGCAGCUGGUCAUUGUACUGAGGAUACAAAAGGGAUGCUAUAUUUGUAUGAAGCUUCAUUUCUUGCAACAGAAGGUGAAAAUGAAUUGGAGUUAGCAAGAACUUUGACAGAAAAACACCUUAGAGUGUAUUUGGAAAAUAAAAAUUAUAUGGAUCAAAAUCUGGCUGAGUUAGUGCACCAUGCUUUGGAGCUUCCAUUGCAUUGGAGGAUGUUGAGAUUAGAGGCAAGGUGGUUCAUCAAUUUCUACAAGAAAAGACAAGACAUGAUCCCUUUCUUGCUUGAGCUGGCUAGCCUUGACUUCAACAUUGUUCAAGCAGCUCAUGUUGAGGACUUAAAAUAUGUGUCAAGGUGGUGGAAGGAAACAUGCUUAGCAGAGAAUCUGCCAUUUGGUAGAGAUAGGUUGGUGGAGAAUUUUUUUUGGACAGUCGGAGUAAAUUUCCUUCCUCCAUAUGGAUACUUCAGAAGAAUUGCCACAAAAGUAAAUGCUUUAGUAACCACAAUAGAUGAUGUCUAUGAUGUUUUUGGUACUCUGGAUGAACUACAAAUCUUCACUGAUGCCAUCCAAAGGUGGAAUAUCAACGAGUUGGAUAAACUCCCAGACAUUAUGAAGAUGUGCUAUUUUGCACUCGACAACUUUAUUAACGAAGUGGCUGGCGAUGCUUUUGAAGAGCAUGGCAUUUUCAUUUUACCAUAUCUAAGAAAUGCGUGGACAAAUUUGUGCAAUUCAUACUUGAGAGAAGCAAAGUGGUACCACAGCCAGUAUACCCCAACCAUGGAAGAAUACAUGGACAAUGCCUGGAUCUCGAUAACAGCUCCAGUAAUAUUAGUACAUGCAUAUUUCCUCGUUGCCAACCCUGUAAACAAGGAGGCUUUGCAUUACUUGGAGAAUUACCAUGACAUAAUUCGUUGCUCAGCAUUGAUUUUGCGGCUCGCCAAUGAUUUAGGAACAUCAUCGGACGAGUUGAAAAGGGGUGAUGUACCUAAAUCAAUACAAUGUUACAUGAACGAAACUAAAGCUUCAGAAGAAGAGGCUCGACAACAUAUUAGGGUUUUGAUUAGCCAGACAUGGAAGAAAAUGAACGAAGCUCAUGACACAGCACGACACCCCUUCCCUAAGAUAUAUGUUAAGUGUGCUAUGAGCCUAGCAAGAAUGGCACAAUGCAUGUACCAGCAUGGUGACGGCCAUGGCGGUAAUAACUCCACGACUACAAAUCGCAUCAUGGCGUUGCUCUUUGAAUCUAUUCCUCCAGCUUACAAACGCUCUUCAGCAAAAACGAGACUCCCCUAUGGUCAAUUAUAGAUAGAAAUCCAUGAAUUAUGGUCAGUGGGUUCAGUAUGCAUAUUACAGUAUUCCACAAUGCAUUAUCAAAACGAUAACUACAGUGACUUGCAUGGCAUUUUUUACUUCUCAUGGUGAAUGAAUAUGCUUUCAAAAUAUCCCCAGUGUUGUACAUCAUAGGAAACCUGUCUAUUGAACAAGUUCAAAGUGCCAAUAUUCAUACAACAAUAACAUUCGUAUCAACACAACAAACUUGGACAAUGAUCCUGUAAUGAGAACAGAUAAGGAUGAAUUGAUACAGGAUUGGGCCAUAGUCUUGACUGCUAGUGCAGCUGACGUC